UUUUAAUAAACGGUCUGUAUUUCCUCAAGUGAACACUCGGGGAUCCGUGUCCCGAAAACGCAGGUUUAAUGGGCAACUAAACAGACAAACCCUUGAUCCUUUUUUGCGACUACUCCAGUCCGGUUCUGGUAUUCUCUCACUCGCGAUUUCGUCUAUUCUUGUUUGGUGAAGGGGAAGACCUCGCUCACUUUGAUCUUCAAAGUUCAGAACGCGUUUUGAAGCUAUUGAUAAAUGAAGCAUAUUGUGAAGAUUUUGACAUUGGUAAUGGCCAUUACUGCGUUAUGGGUUGGCCUUCUACAAACUUCUAUGAUUCCAUGCAGCCAUACUUGGUUGUUACCCAUAUAUUUUGUUGUGUCUUUAGGAUGUUAUGGUCUUUUAAUGGUUGGAGUUGGUCUGAUGAAUUUUCCAACCUGUCCUCAAGAAGCUCUAUUAUUGCAGAAGGACAUUGUUGAGGCCAAGGAAUAUCUGAAACAAAAAGGAGUUGAUGUUAGUUCCAGUUGAUGCAGUCUCAUAUCUCAUGAUCUUCUGAAUUAGCUUCUGAAAUUACCUGAUUGGGAGUUGCGAAAGAUUUUUGGCUUUUAACUUCAUACACAAAAUACUAAUGUGGGGUUUGUUUUCGAUUUUGGCUUAUGUACAUGAACUUUUCAGUAUAAUCAAUGGAUAGCUUUUUCUAUUGGUGAUUAUUUUUAUUUUUAUUUUAAAAAAUUUAUUGCAAUUUGUAGUGUUUGUGUAUUACUGGAAAGGGAUCUGGGUAGUUUGGAUGAAGUCAUAAAUUCGAAUUUCUUUGUCACCAUUGUUGUAUCAAGGAAAAAAAAAUGAUAGCUCAAUUUGGCUUGA
Glycine soja is the source of this 837-nucleotide messenger RNA. RefSeq names its product dolichol-phosphate mannose synthase subunit 3-like. Gene Ontology annotation, cellular component: dolichol-phosphate-mannose synthase complex; endoplasmic reticulum membrane. The record is from RefSeq and is a predicted model, not a curated record. The transcript is spliced from 4 exons. NCBI's taxonomy places the organism in Eukaryota, Viridiplantae, Streptophyta, Magnoliopsida, Fabales, Fabaceae. Bases 232 to 501 code for a protein of 89 amino acids. Gene Ontology annotation, biological process: GPI anchor biosynthetic process.